Molecule: messenger RNA, 1227 nt
Organism: Cydia splendana
Lineage: Eukaryota; Metazoa; Arthropoda; Insecta; Lepidoptera; Tortricidae
Exons: 4
Coding region: 1-1227 (408 amino acids)
Source: RefSeq, a predicted model, not a curated record
AUGCCUAAACGUAGUGCAGAGGAAAAGAUAGCACAUUAUACGCGUAAAAUUCAAAGAAUACAAGAAAAGAAACUCAAGCGAAAUCGCCGAGUUAUACCAGUGCUACCAGAUUCUUCAGAUUCUGAAGAAAAAUCAGGUAAGUACCUCGAAAAUAUUAUCGACGAUGCCCCGGUGAUUGAAAAUAACGAAGAAUUGGAAAUGCCUGUCCCAAAUUCGAAUGAAGAACCGCCACCGCAACCUCAAGCGGAGGCAGGUGAUAUUGAGACAGCCCCUGUACUGGACGCGGAGUUACUGACAGCUCUUGGGGAGGCCACAGACGAUGCUCCAAAAUAUGGCGAAAAUAUCCAUCCCGACUUGGCACAAAGAUGGUUACCUAUAUUACGUAAAGGUAUGGACAAAGAAGCCAAGGACAAACUCAUAAAAGAGUACAGUAUACCAGAAAACUGUAAAUUAUUAAGAGCACCGUCCUUAAAUGCCGAAAUCUCUGCGGCAGUUACAGACAUAGCAAGAGGUCGCGACAAGAAAAUCGAAGCAGAACAACAGCAGUUAGGCGUUGGAUUAUCUGCUAUAAACAGAGCCAUGACCUUACUUCUAACGACCGAUGAUAAACAAAGUAAGGUACAAGCGAUAAAAAUCCUAUCUGACGGAUGUCGGAUUUUAUCUGACCUACAUUACUCAGAAACGCAGGCCAGAGUAAAACUGGUCACUCCAGGAUUAGACAAAGUCUUUCUCAAUCUGAUUCAAGAUGUCGAGAGAGACGAGACCCUCUUCAGCAGUAAGCUCUCAGAAAAGAUUAAGGCAUCAAAGGCGAUCGAAAAACAAAGCACUCAGAUUAAAAAGACAGUCACGACCCCAGCCAGCUCAAAUACAUUUCAGACUGCAGGUCCAUCGUACUCUCGGUACCGGGGAAACUGGACGAGGCCCGCUCGCUUCCAACCGACGAGCCGACGAGGGCGCGGCGGGCCACGCUGGAGCACGCCGGCAGCUUACAGACCGGCAGCGCCGACCCCCGCGCAGCCGCAGCCCAAGACAGCUUACACCAGGCCACGUGCGCAAGCGCGACAAGAAUAUGUUGACGAAAGAUACAUAGUAUAUAGGUGCGACCGGUCGGAGGUGGACAGCGGCGCUGCGCGCGGCGGGGGCGUGCUGGUGGCGGCGCGCCGCGAGCUGCUGCCGCUGCGCCGCGCCUGGCCCUGCCCCUCCCCCGCGCACGCAGAGGGACUUUAA